Molecule: messenger RNA, 714 nt
Organism: Lachancea lanzarotensis
Lineage: Eukaryota; Fungi; Ascomycota; Saccharomycetes; Saccharomycetales; Saccharomycetaceae
Gene: DER1
Product: LALA0S04e03620g1_1
Exons: 1
Coding region: 1-714 (237 amino acids)
Biological process (GO): endoplasmic reticulum unfolded protein response
Cellular component (GO): endoplasmic reticulum membrane; Hrd1p ubiquitin ligase ERAD-L complex
Molecular function (GO): ubiquitin-specific protease binding; misfolded protein binding
Source: RefSeq, a predicted model, not a curated record
AUGGAUGCCAUGCUAUUCAAUAUCGCAGGCGAUGUGCCGGUGGUGACGAAGGCCUGGACAGCUGGGAUUGUUGUGAUGUCUGUGCUAACGAGCACAACUAUAGUGCAGCCAAGUAGUACACUGUAUAACUACGAUCUUGCGUUCAAAAAGGGUCAAUACCUGCGAGUAUUAUACUCGCUUUUCGAUUACGGGGAACUGGACCAUUGGUUCCUGUUUGGAGUGAUAGUUAUGCUGUCCCAGCUGGCAGAUGUCGAAAAAACGGUUCAAAAACGCAGUCAAUACUUGUGGAUGAUAUUUGUCCUGAGCGGGAUGAUUAUUGCGAUGAGUAAAUGGAUUCAGCCGUACGAAUCGCUAGCGCAUGUCAUACACAAAAAUUUGCUCUAUUACAAAAUGCGGGUAGACAUUCAAUCUAACGCGGAUGACAGAUUUCGAGGCCUGGUGUCACCGUUGAUGUUGAGACUUUUAUUGGACGUCAUGGCUUUAUCAUCCGCCAAUAGCCUUUGGAGCAUUUUGAUGACGUAUUUGCCUGCUCAACUAUAUUUCUUCCUUGAACAGAUAGUGAGUAAAGUCUACGGCGUAGACUUGUGCCAACCUCCAAACCAAUGGAUGAAACGAUUUGCGGAGCGCCCUACUGAUGCAGAAGAGAACGAGAACGAGAACGGCAACGACAUCGAGAACGAGAACGAAUACGAAAAUGAACACCUUCAGGAAUAA